Molecule: messenger RNA, 468 nt
Organism: Ilex paraguariensis (yerba mate)
Lineage: Eukaryota; Viridiplantae; Streptophyta; Magnoliopsida; Aquifoliales; Aquifoliaceae
Source: the annotation of a GenBank genome assembly
AUGACUUUCUCUACCGAAUUGGCUAGGAAGCCUCAUGUCGCUGUCAACAUUGGAAAUUGGAAUUGCCCCAACUUGAUCUCCUUGCCAGAUGGGAUGCAGUCACUCAAAACACUGUAUAUUACAGGAUGUCCACAUUUGGAGAGGCGAUGCGAGAAAGAGAAAGGAGAGGACUGGCCAAAGAUAGCUCAUGUUCGUGAGAUUCGGAUCAAUGGUUGGAAAUACAGUUCCCUAAAGGGAUGGACUUGCAGUCGAGAGGUAGCUAGAGCAAGUUGGUGGCAGCAUAUAGAUGCCUAUGUAAAUCUCGUGGGGUUUUAUUUGGCCGGACUUACAGGACCUAUUGUCAUGGGUUUCAUUCUCCAUUUGGAUGGGAUAUUGGGAGGAUCUACUGUAAAAUCAUCUCCUCUCAUAGCCCGUUUCAUAGAUUGUCAAAAGAAGCAAAAGCUCUGUCUGCCUGCCAAGAAUGCCAUG